AUGGACAAUCAAGCUACAUCUCCAAAAAGGAAUCGUAGUGGACAGGUAAACAUUUUAAUAUAUAUUUUAUUUACCAAGAGUCACUUAUGGCUUGAAACCGAAAACCUUAUUUUUCGAUUUCAUUUUCGUUUUCAGUAUAAUAAAUGUAUAUAAAUCAAAAUUUGUUUUUUUAUAAUUACUUAGGUUGUUCAUACCGGCCAGAAACAAAUUAUUAUUAAUUUGUUCAAGGAUAUCCUCAUCACAGAUCCCGAUAUUAUGUAUGUCAAUUUACUGAUAAGAGUGUCUAUAGCAUGUGACAUUGGAAUCGGAACAAUUAAAAAGACCAUCAGUGAAUACAAGCGUACGGGCAAAGUAUACUCACAAAUGAACAAAAAAAAAAGUCCAACUGUAAUAGAUAAAAUGGACGAUUUUGACAAAGAUGCAAUUCUUCGAAAAAUGCAUGCAUUCUGGUUCAGACGAGAAAUUCCAACACUGCAAAAAAUGAAGCGUACGUCAUUCCAAAGAUUGUUAAAGAGCAUGCAAUUUGAGUACACAAAAAGGGACAGGAACAGUGCUCUUACCAAAGAGAGGAUCUUGUUACUUGGUGGCGUAGUUAUAUUUCUGACAUUUGACGUUAUCGACAGGAAGGACGAACAAUUUAUUUUUUGGAUGAAACGUGGGUCAAUGCUGGAGAUUGUUUGUCAAGAGUGCGGGUCGAUCAAACAAUACAGUCACACCGAAAUGCUUUUCUCAGAGGCUUAACUACAGGGUCACGUAAUCUACCAGGUAAAGGCAAACGGUUAAUUGUUGUUCAUAUAGGGUCGGCUGAGGGUUUCGUCGCAGGUGGUAUUUUGUGUUUCGAAACAAAAAAAAACACACCUGACUAUCAUGACGAAAUGAACGGCAAUACAUUUUUUGAAUGGUUUUGUGGUGUUUUACCUUUAUUGAACGAUAACUCGGUAAUAGUCAUGAAUAAUGCACCGUACCAUUCGGUGAAAACAGAACAAUUACCUUCCUCUACUUGGAUAAAGGCUGCCAUAAUUGAAUGGAUUGAAUUCAAAGGCAUAGAGACCACCCCGUCCAUGAUUAAAUUUGAUUUGUUAAAAAUUGUUCGAGAGAUAAAACACAAAUAUGAAUUCUACAUGGUUGACGAAGAGGCCAAAAAACAAAAAAAAACUGUAUUACGAUUACCGCCAUACCAUUGCGAACUUAAUCCCAUUGAGUUGGCAUGGUCGGUUGUAAAAGGACAUGUGAAGACAAAUAAUAUAACAUUUAAGUUAAAUGACGUUCGGCAAUUAUUAAACGAUGGUAUACAAAGAGUGACACCUGAAAUGUGGUUCAAUUUUGUUUCACACACAAUAAAAGAAUAGGACAAAUUUUGGCAGAUAGACUAUACUUCUGAUGAAAUGUUGGACGAAGAACCGACAUCGCACAUGUUCACGAUAACUGGAUUGACGACUUCUGAUUCAGAAAAUAGCGAUUGAAGAUUUUUAAAAUUAUUAUAAUAUCUUUGUAAAUGAUCAUGCUUAAUUUGUUAAUUUAUUAUUACUAUAAUUAUUAUUUGUACUGUUAAGUUGUAAUUUAUAUUAUUAUAAUAUAGGUACCUAUGGUAUUUAGUAAAAAAUAUUGCGUAUAUUUAUAAACAAGCUGGCAUAAUAUGGUAACGACAUAAAAAAAAAAAAAUAAUGAUAUUUCACCACGUAUUAUAUUAUAUUAUGUUUAUAAAAAAUACCGGUUGUAAUAUGUUACGCCGCGGCGACGCUAUUAAUUAGCUGUGUUUUUAUGAGCCGCUGUAUACACGUUACCGAGUAGUGGAAAUGGCGCCAUGGUGGGGAAAAAUUCGGGUACCAGACGUCGCGUUCGUCAGUAUCGAUGCGCGGUUUACGGACGGACUCUCGUGGGCCGUAGUAUAGUUAUAAAUCAAGCAACUAGUUCAGUUGAUAAACGUUUUAAACAAAUUGAAUCAUACAAAGUUUAUUUUGGGUUUUUAUUUCACAUUGGAAAUUUACGAUAAUGGUAACAAUUUAAUGAAAUAUUGUUGUAAAGACCUUGAAAUUGAUCUAAAAGAUGGGAAUUUGAAAGAUAUUGAUUUCAUGGAGUUGUAUAAUGAAUUAGUAAGUUUCAGAUUGAUAGUAAAUGAAGAAACGACUACUCUUGAAAUUUUGUCAGUGCUAAAAUAUUUAGAAUGUUUUCCAAAUAUUGGUAUUGCCCUUAGAAUUUUACUGAAAACACCAGUAACUUCCACAUGUGCUGAGAGAAGCUUUUCGAAAUUGAAAUUAAUUAAUACAUAUUUGAGAAACAAAUUAAGUCAAGAAAACCUUUCUGGUCUUUCAAUAAUUUCAAUAAAAAAAAUAUUUCUGAAUCUUUAG
This is a messenger RNA of Cinara cedri, 2348 nucleotides long. The record is from the annotation of a GenBank genome assembly. NCBI's taxonomy places the organism in Eukaryota, Metazoa, Arthropoda, Insecta, Hemiptera, Aphididae.